This is a messenger RNA of Jatropha curcas, 2845 nucleotides long. Its product is annotated as heat-inducible transcription repressor (DUF639). Lineage: Eukaryota; Viridiplantae; Streptophyta; Magnoliopsida; Malpighiales; Euphorbiaceae. The record is from RefSeq and is a predicted model, not a curated record.
AGUUGAAGGACCGCAAUUUUCAGCAAAUAAGAAUAUAACACGUUGUCUCGUAUGCUGUCUCCGAGUAGUUGAGGUGGUGACGAGACAGAAACUGAUUCUUCAUCGAUCGACCGCGCCUCAAUCUUGCGUGUCAAAUGCACAGAGCCAUCUCUCUCUCUCUCUCAUUUUUAAAGCAAAGCUGUCGUUUUACCUUCCUAGUAUAAUUUUUUGGAUAAACCCUCAAUCAAGACAGAAUCGUUAAUAAACCCAUUUGGAAGCAGUUCUUGUAGCUUAUCCCCUUUUUGUUGCUUCUCUUUCAGUUGGUUUGUUGUUGUUAAGUUUGCGAUUUAGUGAGAUGGGUUUGUAACUUUAGAAUAGGAAACUCAACUUAAUCUGAAGCGGGGUUCUUCAAAUAUUUCAAAUUGAAGAGAUUUGAGUUAGUUGGCUUGGUGUUCUAGUUAAUUUAAGGUUUGGGGGUUAGGUUUGCGGAGAAAUCUGUACCUGGAUUUGGAAUAAAUAAGAUUUUGAAGGGCAUGACAAGAAUUACAGAAAUGGUGAAGUUGGGAUUAAUGAUGAGAUAGUGAGAUUUGGCUGGGUUUUGAAUAAGCUACUGGAGAUGGCAACUGCUAGCAAAGCUAGGACUGUGCUCGAGGGUCUAGUAAGAGAAGGAUCUUUUAAAUGGUUACUUAGCAGGCGAACUUCCUUUGAUGAAGAAUUUGAGGAGAUGGGAAGAUCUCCAUCUGGAAGCAGGAAUUGGAUAGCAGAGCUCUCUCCACUUGCUAAUAUGAUUGUCCGUAGAUGCUCGAAAAUUCUCGGCGUUUCCACGACUGAGCUGCAAGAAAGCUUCAAUAUGGAGGCGUCUGAUUCAAUAAAGCAUCCGUCCCGGUAUGCAAGGAACUUUUUGGAAUACUGCAGCUUCAGAGCGCUGGCUGUAUCCAUUCAGGUAACAGAUCAUCUAACUGAUAGAAAAUUUCGACGCUUGACGUAUGACAUGAUGCUAGCUUGGGAGACUCCAGCAGCUUCCAGCCAACCUUUCGUUAAUGUAGAUGAGGACUUAAUGGUUGGGUUAGAAUCCUUCCUGCGAAUAGCUCCAGCUAUUCCGAUAAUUGCCAAUGUGGUUAUAAGUGAAAAUCUUUUUGAGGUGCUGACUAUGUCAACUGAUGGACGGCUUCAAUUCUCCAUCUAUGACAAGUACCUAAGCGGACUAGAGAGGGCAAUAAAGAAGAUGAAGACCCAAUCAGAUUCAUCACUUCUUUCUGCAGUUCGCUCGCCAAGAAGAGAAAAAAUUCUGGAAGUGGAUGGAACAGUCACCACCCAACCAGUUCUUGAACAUGUAGGAAUGUCUACUUGGCCGGGUCGGCUAGUUCUCACAGAUCAUUCACUGUACUUUGAAGCUCUUCGUGUUGUAUCUUAUGACAAGCCAAAAGUAUAUGAUUUAUCAGAUGAUCUAAAACAAGUUGUUAAACCUGAGUUAACUGGACCAUGGGGUACACGACUUUUUGACAAGGCAGUCUCAUAUAAAUCUAUUUCUUUAUCAGAACCAGUUGUCAUAGAGUUUCCUGAGCUUAAAGGGCAUAGUCGUCGUGAUUACUGGUUGGCGAUUAUUCGGGAAAUUUUGUAUGUUCACAGAUUCAUAAAUAAAUAUCAAAUAACAGGAGUUGAACGGGACGAAAUACUUUCAAAGGCUGUGCUUGGAAUUCUGAGGCUACAAGCCAUUCAAGAAAUUGGUUCUGUAGAUUCCAUUCAAUGUGAAACUCUGCUCAUGUUUAAUCUCUGUGAUCAACUUCCUGGUGGAGAUUUGAUACUGGAAACUCUAGCAAGCAUGUCCUCCAUAAGAGAAUCAGAAAGCACGGGCAAUUAUAAAGCUGGGGGUGGAAUGUAUUCAGUCUCAGCCUUGACCAUGGUUUCCAAUUUAGGAUUUGUGUUUGGAACAGGUUCAAGUGAUCCAAGUGAGGCUGGACUUGCUGUGGGUGAGAUAGCUGUGGGAGAGAUGAGUUCAUUGGAAAGAGCAGUUAAGGAAUCUAGAAAAAGCUACAAAAAGGUGGUCUCAGCCCAACAAACAGUUGAUGGGGUUAAAGUCGAUGGCAUUGACACCAAUUUGGCAGUGAUGAAGGAGUUACUUCAUCCUGUUAUGGAAGUUGGGAAGUGGCUUCUUUCCUUGGCAUUUUGGGAUGAUCCUGUGAAGUCUUCGGUUUUCUGUUUGAUUUUCACUUAUGUCAUUUGGAGGGGAUGGUUGGCUUAUGCCUAUGGAUUGGCACUUCUCUUUCUUGCAAUCUUUAUGGUGCUUACAAGAUUUUGUAAUGAAGGAAGCCCUGUUGACAAACUUAAGGUGGUAGCACCUCCACCAAUGAACACAAUGGAACAGCUUUUGGCUGUUCAGACUGCAAUUUCUCACGUGGAACAGUUCGUCCAAGAUGGAAAUGUUUUCCUUCUCAAGUUCCGUGCCUUGUUGCUGUCGAUUUUCCCUCAGGCAACCGAGAAAUUUGCAGUGGCACUUUUAUGCGUGGCUUUGAUCCUAGUUUUCAUACCUAGCAAAUACAUAGUACUAUUGACCUUUCUGGAGGCAUUUACAAGGUAUUCGCCUCCAAGGAAAGCAAGCACAGAAAGAUGGUCGAGGAGAUUGAGAGAGUGGUGGUUUAGCAUACCGGCAGCUCCUGUUGUUCUUGAAAGAGAAAAGGAAGACAAAAAGAAGAAAUGAUGUAAUUUUAUGUAACAUAAUACACAAGUGUUUGUACAGUAACGAAAACGUCAGAAUGUAAAUCUCAACAAGACUGACAAGUAAUAAUAACUAAAAAGAAGUGAUUUGUUGUCUCUGAACAAGAUGACUUCCGUGUUGAUAUGCAUGUUAUCUUGUCUCUGUAUAGCA